This is a messenger RNA of Pestalotiopsis fici W106-1, 1434 nucleotides long. RefSeq lists its product as uncharacterized. Gene Ontology annotation, biological process: transmembrane transport; monoatomic cation transport. The transcript has 2 exons. Gene Ontology annotation, molecular function: monoatomic cation transmembrane transporter activity. NCBI's taxonomy places the organism in Eukaryota, Fungi, Ascomycota, Sordariomycetes, Amphisphaeriales, Sporocadaceae. The record is from RefSeq and is a predicted model, not a curated record. Bases 1 to 1434 code for a protein of 477 amino acids. Gene Ontology annotation, cellular component: membrane.
AUGGUUGGAAAACGUCGAGUUUUUGUCGGCAAUGGCCAGUCCAAAGCCACCGGUCGAGACAGGCCGUAUGAGAACGGCUCCGACGCAACCAAGCAGCGUCACCCUCGCGACCUGGAAAGGGGUCCAAGUCAGCAUGGUACAAGCUCGUCUGGCCGUCCACGGCCUCGUGUCUUCCGUUUCCAGGAUGUGGCCCGGACCGCCAUGGAUGACCGACGGCGGGAAGAUCUCAAGAAUGCGCUGUUCCACAAUAUCGAUCGCUACGGCCUGGAAAGGUACCGCCGGAGCGAGGCAGAACUAAAGGAUAUCAAGAAAAAGAAUGUUCGAUCAUUCUACGAGCAACAGAACGAGAGACUCAAUGACUGGCUAGAAGUCGACGCCGUGGUCAUGGCCGUUGCCGAUGAUGUGUUGGAAUCCAUGGACCCGGACCCGGAUCACGACGGAGAUCUAGAGCGGCGCGGCGGUCUGCAAAACAUGGAAGGAAACAUUGCCGAGUUUCUGCCCGACGAUGAAAAGGCAAAACGUGCCAGUGCGGCCAAGAAGGCCAAGUGGGCUAUCAACAUCAAUGUCAUCGCCAAUAUCCUGUUGCUUGCUGGAAAGAUAGUGGCUGUAGCAUCGACUGGCUCGUUGUCUCUGGUGGCUUCACUCGUGGAUUCGGCUCUGGACCUCUUGUGCACCAUGAUUAUCUGGUCAACGAACAAGCUCGUCAGCUGGCGCCUUGGGGCCUUGAAGAAGAAAUUCCCCGUUGGCCGCCGUCGACUCGAGCCCAUUGGCAUUCUGGUUUUCUCUAUCAUAAUGGUCAUCUCCUUUAUGCAAAUAUUGAAGGAGUCGGUUGAGAAGCUUGCGCCCUUGAAAGGAGAACCAGAGAAGCUCCCAUAUACAGCCAUAGGUGCCAUGGUUGCGACUAUUGUGCUCAAGGGAAUCAUUGGUCUGGGGUGUUAUCCGAUCAAGACGACCCAAGUUCAGGCACUUUGGCAGGACUGCAAGACCGAUGUAUUCUUCAACACGCUUUCGCUUCUGUUUCCCUUUAUCGGAGAAAAGGCCAACGUGUGGUGGCUCGACCCUGCGGGUGCUGGUCUUUUGUCCUUGUUCAUCAUCUACGACUGGGGUCACACGUGUUUCGAAAAUGUCACGAGACUCUCGGGAGAAGCCGCAUCGGAGCGGACAUACCAAAAGCUCAUGUAUCUAGCCUACCGAUUCUCGCCCGUCGUGCUAGGAUUCAAAAACGUCACGGCGUACCACUGCGGAGACGGCGUAUGGGUAGAGUACGACAUUCUGAUGGACGAGAAGGCGAGUCUGCGGACGUGUCAUGACGUUGCCGAGACCUUGCAGUAUUGCGCCGAAGGUCUGAUUGAAGUCGAUCGAGCAUUCGUCACGUCCGACUACUCGUCCAGUGGCCCGGCCGGGCACGCGGCAGAUGCAGAAAGGAACAACUAA